CAAAAUUAAGGCUCUUCGCAUCUUCGAAUGUUUACGUUGUGAAGUAUAUCGCCGAUGGUUUUUAUAAUAAUCUGAAAGUUUUACUUUCCUAUGCAUUAGAAAUUACCCUUUGAAUACAAUUUUGACCUACAUUAUGGUGCGAAGUUUGUGCGGAUGCGGUAUUUUCAACUUGUUACGGGGCGGAAAAUCUUUAAGGCAGUUUCAUUUUUCAAUCAAGGGCAGGCAAACUGCAUCUACAACUAAAAAACAGAUUUCGCAUGAUUAUCCUGUAGUGGAUCAUACUUAUGAUGCCAUAGUAGUUGGAGCUGGUGGGGCUGGCCUUAGGGCAGCCUUUGGUUUAGUUCAAGAAGGUUUUAAGACAGCUUGUAUUACAAAAUUAUUUCCAACAAGAUCACACACUGUGGCAGCACAAGGUGGAAUCAAUGCUGCUUUAGGAAAUAUGGAACCAGAUGAUUGGAAAUGGCACAUGUAUGAUACAGUUAAAGGCUCAGAUUGGUUAGGAGACCAAGAUGCCAUUCAUUAUAUGACUCGGGAAGCUCCACAAGCUGUUAUUGAGCUUGAAAAUUAUGGAAUGCCAUUUAGUCGAACCCAGGAUGGAAAAAUAUACCAAAGGGCUUUUGGUGGACAAUCUUAUAACUUUGGCAAAGGUGGUCAAGCACAUCGUUGCUGUUGUGUUGCUGACCGAACGGGUCAUUCUCUGUUACAUACCUUGUAUGGCCAGUCUUUGCGAUAUGACUGUAACUUCUUUGUAGAAUAUUUUGCAUUGGAUCUGUUGAUGGAAAAAGGUGUAUGUAAAGGUGUGAUUGCCUUAUGUCUUGAAGAUGGAUCAUUGCAUCGUUUUAGAGCUAAAAAUACUAUAUUGGCCACAGGGGGUUAUGGCCGAGCUUAUUUUUCUUGUACCUCAGCACACACAUCUACUGGAGAUGGUAUGGCAUUAGUCGCUCGUGCUGGACUUCCUAACCAGGACUUGGAAUUUGUUCAGUUUCACCCAACUGGCAUUUAUGGAGCUGGAUGCCUUAUAACAGAAGGCUGCAGAGGUGAAGGUGGAUUUUUAAUUAACAGUGAAGGUGAAAGGUUUAUGGAACGUUAUGCACCUGUUGCAAAAGAUCUUGCAUCUAGGGAUGUUGUAUCUAGAGCAAUGACAAUUGAAAUCAGGGAAGGAAGAGGAUGUGGACCAGAAAAAGAUCAUGUUUACCUCCAACUUCAUCAUUUACCUCCCGAGCAACUUGCUUCCCGAUUGCCUGGUAUUUCUGAGACGGCAAUGAUAUUUGCUGGAGUUGAUGUUACACGUGAACCUAUUCCGGUGCUGCCUACUGUACACUAUAAUAUGGGUGGUGUCCCUACUAAUUAUAGAGGACAGGUAAUAACAUUUGAUGAGAAGAAAGGUGAUCAAGUUGUUCCAGGGCUCUACGCUUGUGGUGAAGCAGCUUGUGCUUCAGUUCAUGGAGCUAAUCGCCUAGGGGCAAAUUCUCUUCUUGACUUGGUGGUGUUUGGAAGAGCUUGUGCGCACACAAUUUCCGAAGUAAACAAGCCUGGAGAUUCUGUUCUUGAGCUUUCUCCGACUGAUGGGGAAGAAUCUGUUGCUAAUUUAGACAAAAUGAGACAUGCUGAUGGAUCAACUUUAACUUCAGAACUUAGACUUCAAAUGCAAAAAAUAAUGCAAUCACAUGCUGCAGUUUUCAGAACUGGUGAGAGCUUGAAAGAAGGUGUUAAGAGAAUAACUGAAUGCUUCAGCGGCCAAGAAGACCUUAAAGUUUGUGACAGAGGAAUGGUUUGGAAUUCAGACCUUGUUGAGACUUUGGAACUUCAAAACUUAAUGUUAAAUGCUGUACAAACCAUGGUUUCUGCCGAAGCAAGGAAGGAAAGUCGAGGAGCACAUGCUCGGGAAGAUUUUAAGGACCGAAUGGAUGAGUAUGAUUAUUCGAAACCAGUUGAAGGACAAAAAAAGAAACCUUUAGAAGAACAUUGGCGGAAGCAUACUUUGUCUUGGGUUGAUAAAAAUAAUGGAAAAGUAACACUUCAGUACAGGCCUGUCAUCGAUAAUACUUUAAAUGUUGAUGAAUGCAAGCAAGUACCCCCCGGCUCUUCGUUCAUAUUAAGAUGGACACUGUCUCGUUUGCCAUUUAGAAAAAAAAAAAUUUACAUUUCUUUUCAUGCAGUUCACGUACGUCUAUAGAUCUGAUGAUGAUUCUAGUCUGCAAAUAGACCUGCAUUUGUGAUAAGACUAGUUCGUACAUGUGCUCUUUGUGGGAGAAUUCUUUUAUUUUUAUUCAGGUUGUGAAAAGAUAGUGAAAUAAAAGUUUUUUGUUACA
Molecule: messenger RNA, 2312 nt
Organism: Uloborus diversus
Lineage: Eukaryota; Metazoa; Arthropoda; Arachnida; Araneae; Uloboridae
Gene: SdhA
Product: succinate dehydrogenase [ubiquinone] flavoprotein subunit, mitochondrial-like
Biological process (GO): mitochondrial electron transport, succinate to ubiquinone; tricarboxylic acid cycle
Molecular function (GO): flavin adenine dinucleotide binding; electron transfer activity; succinate dehydrogenase (quinone) activity
Source: RefSeq, a predicted model, not a curated record